Ramularia collo-cygni is the source of this 732-nucleotide messenger RNA. RefSeq lists its product as uncharacterized. Gene Ontology annotation, molecular function: protein binding. NCBI's taxonomy places the organism in Eukaryota, Fungi, Ascomycota, Dothideomycetes, Mycosphaerellales, Mycosphaerellaceae. The record is from RefSeq and is a predicted model, not a curated record. Bases 1 to 732 code for a protein of 243 amino acids. The transcript is spliced from 2 exons.
AUGACGGGACGAAAGCAGCUGCGCGUGUCAAGAAGACUUGACAUGAUUGACGAUCGAAUUGUUAAGAUCAGAGCCGGUCCUGAAGGAACAGCAAAAGAGUUCUCAGUCCAUGAAGCAAUACUGCGAGAGAGCUCGCCAUUCUUUCGCACUGCGUUGGAUAAGAAAUGGCGUGAAGGCCGCUCGCGGCGCAUCGAUCUUCCACAAGACGACGGUGAGGUCGUGGCCGCAUUCCUUGACUGGUCGUACUUUAAGAUCAUCGCCUCCAGACCCGUGUCACCUCCAGAGCUCCCUAUGGACGAUGGAGAAUUCGACUUUCUUGCACGUCUCUACUGUUUCGCGGAGAAGGUGCUUGUACCGUCCUUCGCGGACGAUGUCAUUGAUGCCAUGGCACUCAAGACCGAUGAUGUCGCCAAGGAUGGUACGAGAACAUUUCCCAGCCAUUCCGCCAUCACACUCCUUUACACUGGCACUCCAUCCGGAUCGCCGGCACGCCGAUUCGUGUGCGAUAUGUACUGCGAGUUUGGGAUAUCUGCAUGGAUACCGAAAGAAUCCGGUCUGAAUCACCCCGAGUUCCUGCAAGACUUGGUGAGAGCUGCUCUAGGAGACCAUCCGAGGAGGUCAACGAAUAAGCACUCGAACUAUCCUAGGCGUAGAAAGUGGCACAAGUGUGGUCCGGCAGAGGAGUUCUUACAACUGGCGCCUUUGGGUGAGCGCGCUGGGGAGGCAAGCUGA